Acaulospora colombiana is the source of this 876-nucleotide messenger RNA. The record is from the annotation of a GenBank genome assembly. NCBI's taxonomy places the organism in Eukaryota, Fungi, Glomeromycota, Glomeromycetes, Diversisporales, Acaulosporaceae.
AUGAAUCUCGCACUUUGGAAUGGUUAUGCGCAAAUAGAGAGAUCGUCGAAUAGGAUUUCGGAGGCGCGAAAAGUAUAUGCGGGAGCGCUCGGUCGAUAUCGUUCAUUUCCCGAACAGUUUCGCAGUAAUGCGCCAUUGUUGUAUCAUUCAUAUGCUAAAAUGGAGAUAGAAGAGGGAAGACAUAAAACUGCGAUGAAUAUUCUCGUGAAUUUGGCUGAAGAACAGAGGAUUACUGAUUCAAUAUCCGAGAUUGACGUUCCGGUCACGAGAUUGUUGAGGGCGAGAAAGUCGGGUGAGGACCCCGGAGAAUUGCUACAGAAGACGCUCAACAGAGCUCUAAAACUAUUUCCCAACAAUACCAUGUUUUUAUCUUUGUACUUUCACGAGGAGGUUCGCGGAAGAAUACCCCUUGGAUUUCAAGCGUACUUAAAAGAGUCUUUGCACAAGAAUCCAAGCUAUAUUUUAUGGACUGUCGCGAUCUACGACGAACUGCAUCGUCAACAGCCGUACAAUAUUGACCGCGUAAGAUCCUUGUUCGAUAAAGCCUCGGCAUGUCCCAGUACGAAGAACUCUAUUUCUUUAUGGGCUCUGUAUAUAAAUUUCGAAAUUAAACAUGAUGAACUUCGUCGAGCAAAGACAUUAUAUUACAGGGCCAUAAGGGAAUGCCCCUGGUCAAAAGAUCUUUACUUGAUGGCCUUCCGCGAGUUAAAGUCGCAAUUCAACGCAGAGGAAUUAGACGAAAUCAUGAAUGUGAUGAUAGAAAAGGAAAUCAGGUUGAGAAUAUCAAUUGAAAAAUUUGCAGAUAAUAUCACAUCUGUCAAAGAAUUAUUAGACCCAGACACUGAGGUGAAUGACUCCAUGCUCGUCGACCAAUAA